UGCCCUGUAACUACUGGGAGGAGUCCUGCUUUGUCUAUAAAAAGCUGCACUUUGCCAAACAUUGUAACAGAACCGAAUUUAGCGAUUCACUCGCCCAUCCUCUGCGGGGAGAGAGAACCAAGCACAGCCAUGUUUGGGAUCGGGAAGAAGUUUGCCGAGGAAGCCGCGCAGCAAGCUGAAAGCGCAGCACAGGUGGCAGUUAACACGGUGGGCCAGACUGUGCAGCAAGCAGUGGAUCAGGCUAAGGAUGCCGGUCAGAAAGCUCUUGACGAAGUCUACAAAGUUGCUGAAACUGGUGAAAAAGCUGUAAAAAAUGUAGCAAAUCAAGCAACUUCGUGGGGCAAAAGCUUUGGACAGUGAAGAUAAAUGUAUUGCCACUGAAAUUUUU
Messenger RNA from Tauraco erythrolophus (red-crested turaco), 388 nucleotides. The record is from RefSeq and is a predicted model, not a curated record. NCBI's taxonomy places the organism in Eukaryota, Metazoa, Chordata, Aves, Musophagiformes, Musophagidae.